AUGUACUGGGAGGGAACUGAGAGCACUGAGAGGGCACUGGGAUUGCUCCAGGAACUGGCGGCGGUGCAGCGACGGCAGACGCGGCUCCGGGGGUGGAUCCAGCAGCACUUCCAGGAGCUCCAGGAGGUCACAGGGCUGCUGUGCCGGAGCCUGGAGGGCUCCCGGCGCUGCUCGGCGGGGUGGCAGCUUUUCGGGAAGAGCUGCUACUCCUUUUCCUGGGAAUCCUGGAGCUGGGAGGAGGCUCGGGAAGCCUGUGCCGACCUGGGCUCCCACCUGGUCGUCGUCAACUCCGAGGAAGAGCAGGAAUUCCUGCUGGAAAACACGAACCGGAGCAGCUCCUACUGGCUGGGAAUGACGGACCGGGAGGAGAAAGGGAAGUGGGUUUGGAUCAACGGGGAAAAUCCCCCCUUCAGGUAGGAAUUCCG
Molecule: messenger RNA, 425 nt
Organism: Lepidothrix coronata (blue-crowned manakin)
Lineage: Eukaryota; Metazoa; Chordata; Aves; Passeriformes; Pipridae
Product: C-type lectin domain family 6 member A-like
Exons: 4
Coding region: 1-417 (138 amino acids)
Source: RefSeq, a predicted model, not a curated record